Mixia osmundae IAM 14324 is the source of this 1620-nucleotide messenger RNA. RefSeq lists its product as uncharacterized. The record is from RefSeq and is a predicted model, not a curated record. Gene Ontology annotation, cellular component: nucleus. The coding region runs from base 61 to 1305 and encodes 414 amino acids. NCBI's taxonomy places the organism in Eukaryota, Fungi, Basidiomycota, Mixiomycetes, Mixiales, Mixiaceae. Gene Ontology annotation, biological process: protein peptidyl-prolyl isomerization. Gene Ontology annotation, molecular function: RNA binding; peptidyl-prolyl cis-trans isomerase activity. The transcript is spliced from 4 exons.
CGCCCUAACACGAGCAAGCAAGCGCCUAACACGGGCACCAGCUGCCGCCACGCCUUGGCCAUGUCCGUCCUCUUCGAGACAUCUCUGGGCGAUAUCGUGGUCGACCUAGAGGCAGAACAGUGCCCGAAGACAUGCCUCAACUUUCUCAAGCUCUGCAAGAUGUACUACUACAACUUCAACUCGUUCUUCAACGUGCAACAAGACUUCAUCGCUCAGACGGGCGAUCCGACGGAUCUAGGAACAGGCGGUAGCUCUGUCUUUGCACUCUUGCCCAGAGGAUCCCCUCAGCACUCGUCCCGGUACUUCACCCCAGAGAUACGUGCGCCCGCUCUGCGACAUGUCGCCAAGGGCACACUCUCUAUGGCUGUUGCCGGGCAAGGUGACAGCAAAGGCUGCGCAUCUCAAUUCUUCUUCACUCUCGCCGACAAUCUGAGCUACCUGGAUGGCAAACAAGCUGUCUUUGGUCACACCGUCGAAGGUUUCGAUACACUCGACAAGAUCAACCAGGCCCUCCUUGAUCAGAAAGGCCGUCCUCUGCGUGAUAUCCGGAUUCGCCACGUCAUCGUGCUAGACGAUCCAUUUGACGAUCCGGAGGGCCUCGUCGUACCGCCUGCAUCGCCCGUCCCGACAGCAGCCCAGCUGGCUUCUCUCCGUGUCGGUGACGAAGAGGUGCUGAGCGAUGACGAGGAGACAGAGGCAAAGGAAGAAGCCCGACGGAAACGAGAGGCACAGGCGCAAGCACUCACACUCGAAAUCGUGGGCGAUCUGCCCUUUGCAGACGUCAGACCGCCAGAAAAUAUCCUCUUUGUCUGCAAGCUCAACGCCGUUACCCGCUCCGAGGAUCUCGAGCUCAUCUUCUCGCGAUUUGGCACCAUUCUGAGCUGCGAAGUCAUAAAGGACAAGAAGACGGGCGACUCUCUGCAGUACGCUUUCAUCGAGUUUGACAAGCAGGAAGAGGCAGAGCGAGCUUACUUCAAGAUGGACAAUGUUCUCGUUGACGACCGCCGGAUACACGUUGAUUUUUCACAAAGUGUAUCUGGUCUGCACGGCCAGUGGCUACAGGGCCGGACUGGCCCCAAGCAAUUAACGCAGAAGUCUCGCUCACGGAGUAUCACCUCGUCCAACCAUGCCUCCGGUCGGACAAGAAACGACAUGGUUUUUGACUUUGAUGACCGCCCGAGCAAGCGCAGGAAUGAACCUAGCCAUGACCGGCGCGGACGCGAUGACCGGGAUAGGAGAAACUAUCGCGACUCAAGAUCACAGUCUAGCUCGCGAAGGAGUCGGAGCCCGCCCAGACGACGGUAGGAUUGACAGUGAGCAGUGUAUACAAUGCAAGUGUAAUAUUCGCAAUCCUACAGACAUCAUCAUUGCCUCGUUCUCACCCUUUCCAACAAGGCGCUGGAGAUCAUCAGUUCCUCGCCAGUAUGUUUCUCUCGCGCCUUGGCCAUAUCUGUCGGCUUGGGCGUGUUGGUACCCGAGUCGGGAGCCGAGUGAGGAUCGAGAAGCUCGUGGGGCAUCGUCGCCGUGCCCGCAAAGCGUGACCCCUCUGCAUCGUUGACUGUCGCUCCGUCCUCGAGCUUCGGUUGACCCUUUUCUGGCAACAAGCCAUGAGCAUCGCUU